ACUGAACGGCUACCUCAUCCUUCCGCGCUUUGAUUUCCCGCUCCAACCAGUUUCCCUCUUUCAAAUUGAUCACGAUCUCCUAAACGGUUUUGUUUCCUCCAAACAAGGAUGGGAUCUUGAGCAAAAGUGGUUAUAUAUAUAUUUCCUAGCUGAGCGAUUCUGCCUCUUCUACAACAACAGAACCUCGACUCAAGAAACCCUCAUUUGUUAUUAUUCACUCGCCCACUUGAAUGGAGAGUAAAGGAAAAUGACGGUGUACGAGAAACAAAGAAUGAAAACAAUUGAAGAGAACAAAGCGAAAAUGAAAGCAGCGGGUCUUGAUGAAAAGGCGUAUCCGGUUAAGGGUACAAUUCCGAUGUCACAAAAUGAGAAGAGCAAAGGUAAAAAGAAGGGGGGUUUGGAAGACAAUGAGGAGCUUAUGCCAUUUUCCACUGAUGAGGAAUCAAGUUAUUUAAGCGGACCAGAUAAAGAUAAACGAGAUGAAAUAUGUGCAUCUAAAAAGAAGAGCUUAAUGACAAGUCAAGGUGGCCAAGGUAGAAGACAAAGUGGCCGAGCGGGGCAACCUAGAGACGAUGGACGACGUGUUGAUCCAUCUCCAAGAAACUUGGUUAUUAAUGCAAAGCAAUCUCAAGAACUAGAGAAAGAAAUUGUUAAUGACACAACUUAUGAGCCCGAGGAAGAAAUUGGUGAUGGUAUGACAUGUAGAAAACGUGGCAUUACAUGUGGUAAAGGAGCUCGAAAGGCAAUGAAGGCUGCUAAGAAGAAAUUGCCAGUGGAGUUUAAUUUUGAUGCAAUGGAAGUAAUAUGUGAAAAUGCCUUGUCUUUCAUGCAUGAAUGUGGCUACAUUUUGCGUAACAAUUGUAGCUUACAAUAUAAAGAAUGGAGACAUGUACCGAUUGAAGUUAGGUUGCCAUUACGCCACAAGCUAACCACACUUUUUGAAAUUGAUGUGGAGAACUCAAAGGUUUGCAAAGUCAUUGAUAGCUAUUUGGCGAAGGCAUGGAGAGGUUACAAAAGUAAGUUGCAUGAAGACUUCAAACAGAUUGGAGGAUUGGAAGAUCCGACUAAGGCAAAGACUACACCUCCUUCUAAUGUUAGCAAAGAAGACUGGGAAUAUCUUUGUGAUAUGUGGUCCGAGACAAAAUACAAGGAAAAUGCAGAAAAGAAAGUUAAGGCACGUGCACAACGAAAAAUAAAUAGCAAAAAUGGCUCGAAAAGUACAAUACGCUAUCAUAUUGAGCGUGGACUAGAUUUGGAAUCUUCAGCCGGGCAAAUUGAGACAUGGCGACUAACUCAUUGGGACGCAAAAAACGGUUGGAUAUCUACUGAUGCAGCUGCAAAAUAUGAGAAAAUGAUGAAGCUGAGAAAUGAGCAUCUUGUGGAAUCAAUGAGCGAUAAGUCGAUUAUUGAGACUGUACUUGGAAGAAGCUCUGUUCGUUUGCACGGGUAGGGACGUGAUCCAGUUAGUUCUAGUAGCACAAUGGGUGCUACUAAAAAAUCAAAGCAUCUUCCUUACGAAGAGCUGGUGGAUGCUUACGAUGAUCUAGUGGAAGAACUUAGAACGGUAAAAGGUAAAUGUGCAAUUAUGGAACAAGCGUUGAUUGAGAAUAACAUCAUGCCUCGUCCAUCAAGCACAUUGGAACAAUCUCAAUGUGAUACAUUAGAGGGUGUUGAAAACAUUGAUGAGUGAAGGCGAUUUAGUAGAUUCUCAUAACUCGUUAGUAACUUACAAACACUUUUAGUUUUGUUUGUUUUGGUAUUUAAAUUUCUAUAACUAAUACUUUUAUU
Molecule: messenger RNA, 1788 nt
Organism: Helianthus annuus (common sunflower)
Lineage: Eukaryota; Viridiplantae; Streptophyta; Magnoliopsida; Asterales; Asteraceae
Exons: 8
Coding region: 248-1450 (400 amino acids)
Source: RefSeq, a predicted model, not a curated record